Molecule: messenger RNA, 2344 nt
Organism: Danio rerio (zebrafish)
Lineage: Eukaryota; Metazoa; Chordata; Actinopteri; Cypriniformes; Danionidae
Gene: plk1
Product: polo-like kinase 1 (Drosophila)
Cellular component (GO): centrosome; midbody; spindle
Molecular function (GO): transferase activity; kinase activity; ATP binding
Source: RefSeq, marked provisional
ACUGCAUUCCCAACCGAGCUGCGGGCCGACGCGCUUCACCACCGCCCGUUUACAUCCACGAAAUUCGACAAAUGCGGUGAAUAUACGGCGUUUAGAUACUUUGUUGUGCCUUUUUGUCUUGGCUGGCGGUAUUAUUUGAAUGCGGAUUUCAGCGGAGGAGUGAAGUACUGCGUGUUGUUUACGGAUAAAGGAGCAGGAAACAUCGCCUCGGUUGUUUAUUUUUCAGGACGUUAGGGUGUAUUUUUGUACUUAAGAGCAUUUGUAGUGUACAACGAUGAGUGCUGCAAUUGCAAAGCCAUCGGCGAAGCCAUCGGCUCACGUCGAUCCCAAAUCUGCUCCUCUGAAAGAGAUUCCCGACGUUCUGGUGGAUCCGAGAACCAUGAAGAGAUACAUGAGAGGUCGCUUUUUGGGAAAAGGAGGAUUCGCCAAAUGCUACGAAAUCACAGAUAUGGACACAAAAGAGGUCUUCGCUGGGAAAGUUGUGCCGAAGUCGAUGCUGCUGAAGCCGCACCAGAAGGAGAAAAUGAGCACAGAAAUCGCCAUUCACAAAAGUCUCGAUAAUCCGCAUGUUGUGGGCUUUCACGGGUUCUUUGAGGAUGAUGACUUCGUGUAUGUGGUGCUGGAAAUCUGUCGCAGAAGGUCUCUCCUUGAAUUGCACAAAAGGAGGAAGGCAGUGACUGAGCCUGAGGCCCGAUACUUCAUGCGCCAGACUAUUCAGGGUGUUCAGUACUUGCACAACAACAGAGUCAUUCACCGUGAUCUCAAACUUGGGAAUCUGUUCCUCAAUGAUGACAUGGAUGUGAAGAUCGGUGACUUUGGUUUAGCCACUAAGAUUGAGUUUGAUGGGGAGCGAAAGAAGACCCUUUGUGGCACUCCAAACUACAUUGCUCCUGAGGUGCUCUGCAAGAAAGGCCACAGCUUUGAAGUUGACAUUUGGUCACUAGGAUGCAUUCUAUACACACUGCUGGUUGGAAAGCCUCCAUUUGAGACAUCCUGUCUGAAAGAGACCUACAUUAGGAUUAAGAAGAAUGAGUACUCAGUUCCUAGACACAUUAAUCCAGUUGCAUCUGCUUUGAUUCGUCGGAUGCUGCACGCUGACCCUACACUCAGACCUUCUGUAGCUGAACUGCUGACUGAUGAGUUUUUCACCUCUGGUUAUGCACCCAUGCGGCUGCCCACUUCCUGUCUCACUGUUCCUCCCAGGUUCUCCAUCGCCCCCUCCAGCCUGGAUCCUGCCCUCCUCCGCAAACCUCUCUCAUCACUUAAUAAAGGCACAGAUAGUCCAAUUGAGAAAAUGGGGAAAAUGGAUCAGCCACAAAGAGAAGAUCUGCAACAAAGAGAUGGACCAGAGCAGCCUGACACUCACCUAACUGACAUGCUGCAGCAGCUGGCUGUCGUCAAUGCAGCCAAGCCGUCUGAUAGAGACUUUAUUAGACAAGAGGAAGCUGAAGACCCUGCUUGUAUUCCUGUCUUCUGGAUUAGUAAAUGGGUUGACUACUCUGACAAAUAUGGCCUUGGUUACCAGUUGUCUGAUAACAGUGUAGGUGUUCUGUUCAAUGAUUCCACACGGUUGAUCAUGUGUGCUGACGGUGAUAGCCUGCAGUACAUCGAUCGCAACUCUCUAGAAUCCUACCUCAGUGUUCGCUCGUAUCCCUCUGCACUCUCCAAAAAGAUUACACUCCUUAAGUACUUCAGGAAUUACAUGAGUGAGCACUUGCUGAAGGCUGGAGCGAAUAUAACUCCUCGGGAAGGGGAUGAACUGACCCGAUUGCCUUACCUUCGCCACUGGUUCCGCACAAAGAGUGCUAUUGUGCUACACCUGAGUAAUGGGACUGUGCAAAUCAAUUUUUUCCAGGAUCACACUAAGCUUAUUUUGUGUCCACUAAUGGGAGCAGUGACGUACAUCAAUGAGAAGCGAGAGUUUUACACCUACAAGAUGACCUUAAUCGAGGAGUUCGGCUGCUGUAAAGAGUUGGCUAGCCGUUUGCGCUAUGCUCGCAACAUGGUGGAGAAGCUCAUGGCCUGCAAAAGCAGCACAACAGCUGCUACUUCAGCACGCUAACCCACUGACGUCAUAAAUUGUAUAGCUAUGAGUUCACCAUCGGCUCUCACUUGAGUCUGAGGGCCCGUAAAUAUUACUACAGCAAAACUUGAACAGUUUUCUGAGUUCUACACUAUGAUGUCCUCUUCUGGAUCUGUUUACUCUCUCUCGCUGUCGUUUGUUCAUCAGGGUUGCACAUCUGUGGCCAUCUCUGUAUCAUGUGAAUGCUCUUGUACAUGUUUUAAUAUUUUAGAUGCUGUUUAUCUGUCCUCUGUUCUUUGUAUAAAAGCUUUUGGAUGAGAA